AUGGUUCGAAGCAAUGCUCCUCUUUCCUUAAAAAUCGUUCUCAUUGGCGGCGCAAACAGUGAUAUAGGUCUACGGAAACCAUAUCAUAUCCUCUUUGCUGCGGGUUCUUUGGGGAAAGCUCAAUCUGCGGUGGAUGAUUUAAAGAAAGAGGUUCCUAAAUUCAAGAAUAUGAUUGAGACACUCGAGGUUAAUCUGUGCAACCUUCGAUGUCGCAUAUAUCAACGGAAAAUGAGCUCGUCGCGAAUGCUUCAACAAUGCCCACAAUAUCUCCCUCUAGUAUUCUCACAGGCCUUUCAGCAAUCAACCAAGUCUCUCAACAAUACUUUUCAACUCCUCCACAACCAGCUGGUCGGCAAAGAAAUAGAGUUCGAGACAAAUGAAUAUAGAUGUUCGAAAACGGCACUUCAUAUGUUGGUAAUGGAUUGGAAUCAUAACUUUGCAGAUGGAGUGAAGGUUUGGGCAAAUGGACCAGGAAUGUGUGCUACGAAUCUUGAGGAUUGGACCGGAGUUUGCUUAUGA
Molecule: messenger RNA, 519 nt
Organism: Sclerotinia sclerotiorum 1980 UF-70
Lineage: Eukaryota; Fungi; Ascomycota; Leotiomycetes; Helotiales; Sclerotiniaceae
Exons: 5
Coding region: 1-519 (172 amino acids)
Source: RefSeq, a predicted model, not a curated record